UAGUGUCUGCACACAUGGAAUGAGCUGGGCGGCAGCCCCCAUAACCGGAAGUGACCUGGGGGUGAAGCGGGCAGAGAUUCGACAGGGUGUACGGGAGGUGGUGCUGUGCAAAGACAUGGAUGGGAAGAUUGGCCUCCGCCUCAAAGUCAUAGAUAAUGGCGUGUUUGUGCAAUUAGUGCAGGCUAACACUCCUGCAGCACUGGCAGGGCUGCGCUUUGGUGAUCAGAUUCUGCAGAUCAAUGGCAAAUCAUGUGCCGGCUGGAGUAAUGAUAAUGCACAUAAGGAGCUUAAGAAUGCCAACCCAGAGAAGAUCACUUUGGCUGUGCGAGACAGGCCAUUGGAGCGAUUUGUUACUCUUCACCAGGACAUGAACAGGCAGCUCGGCUUUCUUUUUAAAAAGGGUCGAAUCACCUCAAUAGUAAAAGACAGCUCAGCUGCACGUAACGGCCUCCUUACUGAUCAUCAGAUCUGUGAGAUCAAUGGUCAGAAUAUAAUCGGACUGAAGGACUCCCAAAUCACAGACAUUCUUAAUUCCAGCGGAGGAGUUGUCACGGUAACUGUGAUGCCAGUGGUCAUCUUUGAACACAUGAUGAAAAGGAUGUCCAGCAGUAUUGUAAAGUCACUAAUGGACCAUUCUAUUCCUGAGGUGUGAGAUCGUUUGGAUCAAACUGUACAGCUGAGGAUGAUUUGGCCACAGCUUUUGGAGGGCUCACAUUUUGUUUGGAGCACAAGUUUAGUUGUGUGUCCACAAUCAUGUGAUUUUAAGUAUGUUUAUGUACGUUUAAGAGGUUAUUGUCGGGCAAAGAAAGACAAAGCAAGGAUAACACGAGAGAUAUUUGUUUCAGUUUUUCCUUUAAAUUAAUAGUGUACCCAAAAAUGAC
Sinocyclocheilus rhinocerous is the source of this 881-nucleotide messenger RNA. RefSeq names its product syntenin-1-like. The transcript has 5 exons. Gene Ontology annotation, molecular function: protein binding. Gene Ontology annotation, cellular component: cytoplasm; plasma membrane. The record is from RefSeq and is a predicted model, not a curated record. NCBI's taxonomy places the organism in Eukaryota, Metazoa, Chordata, Actinopteri, Cypriniformes, Cyprinidae. Bases 20 to 652 code for a protein of 210 amino acids.